UUGGCACCAGAGAUCUUGAACUGCUUCAGAGCUCAAGCAUCUAUCACUGUUUGGACUAAAUCUGCAUCAAGGAAAAUGGAGUCCCAGUGCCUCUCAGCCACUGGAUCCAUAGCUAAACUCAGCAGCUUCACCAUUCUGCUCUUCUUUUUGGUUUCCUCCCUCACUUUCACUUCCACAGAAGCUUAUGAUGCGCUUGAUCCACUUGGGAACGUCACGAUUAAAUGGGAUGUCAUUAGUUGGACUCCUGAUGGAUACGUUGCCGUUGUUACAAUGUUCAACUUCCAGCAGUAUCGUCAUAUACAAGCGCCAGGUUGGACGUUAGGAUGGACAUGGGCAAAGAAGGAAGUAAUCUGGAGCAUGGUGGGAGCUCAAACCACUGAGCAAGGAGACUGUUCAAGAUACAAAGGCAACGUACCACAUUGCUGUAAGAAGGAUCCCACAGUCGUGGAUUUGUUACCUGGAACUCCUUAUAACCAGCAGAUUGCAAAUUGCUGCAAAGGAGGGGUUAUGCAAUCAUGGAUCCAAGAUCCAGGGAAUGCUGUAAGUUCAUUCCAGGUCAGUGUGGGUGCUGCAGGAACCACUAACAAGACUGUUAGACUUCCUAAAAACUUCACAUUGAAAGCACCAGGGCCUGGAUAUUCUUGUGGGCGAGCAGCGAUUGUCAAGCCAACCAGAUAUCUAACAGCGGAUAAAAGAAGAUGGACCCAAGCCAUGAUGACCUGGAAUAUUACUUGCACAUACUCUCAAUUCUUAGCUCAGAAGACACCUACUUGUUGUGUUUCUCUCUCAUCCUUCUAUAAUGACACCAUAGUAAACUGUCCGACUUGUGCAUGUGGUUGUGAGAACAACAGUACAAAUCCUGGGAGCUGCGUAGAGCCAGACUCUCCAUACUUAGCUUCAGCUGUAGCAGGUAAUGGAAAAUCUGCUAAUUCUCCUUUGGUCCAGUGUACUAGCCAUAUGUGUCCAGUGAGAGUCCAUUGGCAUGUGAAGCUCAAUUACAAGGAGUACUGGAGGGUGAAAGUCACAGUUACGAAUUUCAAUUACAGAAUGAACUACACUCUCUGGAAUCUUGUUGUUCAACAUCCCAACUUCGAUAAUUUGACCAAGAUUUUCAGCUUCAAUUAUAAGUCAUUGACUCCUUAUGCUGGCUUGAAUGAUACUGCAAUGCUCUGGGGAGUCAAGUUUUAUAAUGAUUUGCUCAUGCAAGCUGGUCCUCUUGGAAAUGCACAGUCAGAGCUUCUAUUUCGGAAAGAUACGUCAACUUUUACUUUUGAAAAGGGAUGGGCUUUCCCCCGAAGGGUUUAUUUUAACGGUGAUAACUGUGUCAUGCCACCUCCAGAUGCUUAUCCGUGGUUACCAAAUGCCAGUCCUAGACCAACCAUUUCCCUACUUAGUCCGGUCAUAACUAUCGUGGCAUCUUUGGUAUUCUUAUUGGCUUAUGCAUAGUGAGUGGGUAGACAAAGUAAGGUCUGUUACGUCGAAAGAAUUGUAGUAUUUCCAUCAAGUUCAGUCUGCAUUAAAGCUUAUGGAAAUCCGGUUGAUGUGGUCAAAUGUGUUGGUGCUGUGACCUCUACAAUACAAGUGGUUCAGCUGCACUCCAGUUUAAUGGUGGCUACAAUAUUCUGCCUGAAAAUCUGUUACACGUAUAAACAAUUUAUUCUUACUGCUGUUUUUUUGUUUAAAUUCAGCUGUUGUAUGAAUCCAUAGUGAAUAUGUUCUCUUAGCAUUACGAGAUAUUUCAUGAAGAAAUCAAAGCUCAUGUAUGAUUUUUGUUCAGUGAACCAGUGUUGUAUAACAGUGAUUAAUAUUUAUUUUCCUCGAGUUGAAAAUACAGUUCUAUAUGUAGAAAAUGAGCCGUUUGGUUUGCUUUG
This is a messenger RNA of Fragaria vesca subsp. vesca, 1871 nucleotides long. RefSeq names its product protein COBRA-like. NCBI's taxonomy places the organism in Eukaryota, Viridiplantae, Streptophyta, Magnoliopsida, Rosales, Rosaceae. The record is from RefSeq and is a predicted model, not a curated record. Gene Ontology annotation, biological process: plant-type cell wall cellulose biosynthetic process; cellulose microfibril organization. The transcript has 6 exons. The coding region runs from base 76 to 1446 and encodes 456 amino acids. Gene Ontology annotation, cellular component: plasma membrane.